AUGGCUUCAAUUCUGAUAGUAGUAGAGAUUCAAACGAUUCGUUGCGAAAGUAUUAAAGAAUUUCUAACAUAUUCGAAAAAAUCCGCAUUCGCUUCCGAUCCGCAAUCGCUUAUGCCGACUAAGACUGAAAGGAUGAAAGGAGGCCCACCUAAGCGAGCCGACGAUUACCUGCAGCGCCAACGGCAACAAGGUCACCUGCUCGUGCAAGGGCGGCAAGGCCCCCGAGUCGAACUGCGAGGAGAGAUGCUUGCUGUGCAUGCCCGGAAAGUCUGCUCUGGAGGAGGCCAAGGCUCUCUUCAAGCUUGGAAAGUCGAAGAUCGAUGA
This is a messenger RNA of Drepanopeziza brunnea f. sp. 'multigermtubi' MB_m1, 324 nucleotides long. NCBI's taxonomy places the organism in Eukaryota, Fungi, Ascomycota, Leotiomycetes, Helotiales, Drepanopezizaceae. The record is from RefSeq and is a predicted model, not a curated record.